UUUUAACGGAAUUUUAAAAAUAGUUUGUUUAUUUCACACAUACUGGCUGAGCUUAUGUGUAAAAAUUGCACGCAGCGCACGUGUCAAACCUGCAAAAAUUUUCCUUUAUUCUUUGUGCCUAGUCGACGCCAAGUUACCUCCGCAAACUUUACAAGGGUAUAACUGCAAUAGAAGAUGUUGCUGAGGCGAUAUACCAUCUCGAAGAGACAAAUUGGGACUUGCUUGCCGCGAUCAACAGAGUGAUGCCACAGGACGGCAACAGUUCCGCGGCGCCCAGCAACGACACACACGACGUCGAGAUGAUCGACGACGAUAUAUCUGUGAUAACACCAAAAACCCACCCGCCAGACCGAGAAGACAGUAAUCAAGCGUCAACGUCGUCGCCCAACAACAGCACAACAGACCUGGUGGAGCUACAGGUCCACUGUAACAACAAAAUACACGAGAUCAAGAUGUCAGGAUCGGCGACAGUCAGUGAUUUAAAGAAACGUCUGGAGGUGGUGUGCGGCGUGCCGGUGUGCCGCCAGCAGAUCUCGGGGCUGGGCGGGUCGCGCGCCACGUCGGGCGCCGCGCUCGCCAGCCUCGGCCUGGCGCGCAACGCCAUCCUCAGGCUCAAGCCCGCCGACCAGCUCAUGGCGGACGACGAGGUGGCGGAUAGGUUAACAAUGACGUAUGUACUCCACGUAAAACAUGAAGAGAAAGACUACACGCUAAAAUACCCCGGCACGAAGACGGUGCGAGAAGUUAAAAACGACAUUUAUUCGCUAACAGACAUUCCCGCUAGGCAUCAGGUCUGGACAGGUUGGCCCACUGUGACUGGUUUGGACGACACAGUGUUGGCGAUGGUCGGGCUGCAGCUGCCACAACACGAACUCACAGUCAAACGGGCUGCCAGCAAACAACAGAAAGAAUACAAAAGGAUAAUAGUGGAGAGCUCAGACAGCGAUAACAGUUCGGUGGAGGAGAUAGAGGACACGGCGGAUGGGUUCACCGGCGAGGACGACAUGUUCGUGGACCUCGUGCAGUCUGAGAGGCUACAGCCGCUGAUGUCGGACAACGUGGAGGACGAGGCGCUGGGCUGCAUUGAGUUCGCAGCGCGGUUCCGCGCCCGCUACGGGCCCAACUCGCCCAACUUCUUCGAGGGCACAUUGCACGACGCCAUCAAGGAGUCCUGCCUCAAACCUGCCAAAGAGAGAAAGUUGCUAGGCGUAUACCUACACCACGAACAGUCGGUGCUGUCGAACGUGUUCUGCGCGCAGCUGCUGGGCGCCGACGCGGUACUACAGACGCUCUCCGCCAACUUCAUCGUAUACGGAUGGGACCUCACGCACCCGCACAAUAACAACAUGCUACUGACGUCGAUCGCGAACGCCCUCGGCCCAGUGGCGAGCAUGACCAUACGUAGCAUCCCCGUGGACCGGCUGCCCGCGCUGCUAAUCAUCAUGCGCGUGCGCUCAAACACAGAGAUAUACUCUGUUAUCAACGGCAACGUGGGCGUGUCGGAGCUGGUGGGCGGGCUGGUGGAGGCGCUGGAGCGGUUCGGCGCCCAGCGCGACGAGGACGCGCGGCUCGAGCGCGAGCGCGACGCACGCCAGCGAGUCAAGCGCGAGCAGGACGAGGCCUACAUGCGCAGUCUGGAGGCCGACAGAGCUAAAGAAGAAAUAAAGAAACAACAAGAAUUAGAAAGGAAUCAAGAGUUAGAACGGGCGGAAUCAGAGAGACUAAUGGAGGAAGCAAAGAAAGAGGCGAUGCGGUCGGUAGCGGCGUCGCGCGUCCCCCCGGAGCCGUCGGAGGCGGCGCGCGGCGUCACGCGCAUCCGCGUGCGACUGCCGCCGCCGCACCACGACUGUCUCGAGCGACGCUUCCACGAGGACGACACGCUCGCGGCAGUAUUAGAUUUCCUUGCAUCCAAAGGCUACCCACAAGAGAACUACAAGGUUAUAUCAAGUUGGCCUAGAAGAGACUUGACAACGGAAUCUCACAGCAGCACACUGAAGGCGUUAAAGCUGUGCCCGCAAGAGACAGUGAUGCUAGAAGAGCGGUGAAUAUAGGCGAGCGCGCGCAUGCGCCCCUUCCUCGACGUCGCCUUGACCGCGCCGCCCCACAACCACAAUACACUGAGCACACUUUGUAUACCUUCAUAGUUUUUUUCUGUGAAUGUAAAUAAGCAUUGAAUGACUAGUCCUUUUAGAACCAUAAAUUGUCAUAAUGCAUACCAUAGUAAAUUUAAUUGUGUUUUCAAGUAUACUUAAAUUCUAAACAACACAUUUUCUUAUGUAAAUUUUGUAUUAAAUCUUCAUUUCCUUAGUUUUCCUUCCAAAUGGGGUAUUAAAUGUUUUGUUGCUAUCACCGAUCUGACUAAGAAGCUGUUUAAAUGCAAAAGACGCCAACAGGAACCUAUACAUCAAUUAUAAAUUAGAUAUAUAAUCCAAGUUAUAAACAGAACAUAUACUAAGUAGACGUCUGAUAUAUUGUUAAGUGUGUUAUACAUACCUUUACUGCAGACAAGUAUAUGCAGUGUGCUCGGCUCUUAAUUUCCCCUAAACCACACUCGAACCUAAUCCGAAACAUAAGACUCGCUCGAAGGGAUGUAAUAGCGAUGUACCCAUAUCUAUGUCUAUAUAAUUCCGAUAUAUUGCGUCUAUUCGAGCGAGCCUGCAUUGUUAAGUAAUCGUACAAACUACAAAAACUAUUUAACAAUAACAUCAUUGAUAUGUAUUGUUUUGUGGUAUCGUGGACAAGUAUCAUUUACAGUCGAAAUAGUUUCUAAAGAUAUAUGUAUAUAUAUCGUAACUUUAAUUAGAAUCACAAUAUUUAUCGUUACUACUGUGAAAAUUACCCUUUGAUAUCUUUGCAAACAUUUCGACGGUACACAUUAUUUGAAUUAAAAUUCAACUUUAUAUGUUGAUCUUUUUUCGCAAAGCGUUAGGCGAUAUCUAAAUCUUUCCACAGUCCAAAGUAAGUACCUUUGUUAGUCUCCGAGGGGCGCUUUGUAGUGAUGUCACUUCGCGCGGUACAAUUCCAAAUGCUGCAUUAAGUAUGAAGCUUAUAAACAGUUAAAUAAUUAGUCAGUGGCAGAUACAUAUUUAUCUGCAUAGCUUACUUUAAAUCCUCAUUUAUAUUUAUAUAAAUGGUUAUAGCUUAAUAUGUAAAUUUAUUGAUAAUUUUAUUAAAGUCGUACCGUGUGUAAUCGGCUUUGUACUGAUUGUUUCAUUUAGACAGCUAUAGUGUAUGUACAAAACAAUAUAAAUUAUAAUUCAAUGUUCAAGUAUGGAAUAUUUGUAGUUUUACACAAAACCUCACAGGAGUGUAACAGUAUGAUGAGGAUUUGAUUUAUCCGAAUAAACCAAUGAAAACAGA
This is a messenger RNA of Manduca sexta (tobacco hornworm), 3360 nucleotides long. It is a transcript of the gene casp, whose product is annotated as FAS-associated factor 1. Lineage: Eukaryota; Metazoa; Arthropoda; Insecta; Lepidoptera; Sphingidae. Gene Ontology annotation, molecular function: ubiquitin binding. The transcript has 16 exons. The record is from RefSeq and is a predicted model, not a curated record. Gene Ontology annotation, cellular component: endoplasmic reticulum; nucleus. Bases 243 to 2045 code for a protein of 600 amino acids.